This is a messenger RNA of Diaporthe batatas, 2069 nucleotides long. RefSeq lists its product as uncharacterized. NCBI's taxonomy places the organism in Eukaryota, Fungi, Ascomycota, Sordariomycetes, Diaporthales, Diaporthaceae. The record is from RefSeq and is a predicted model, not a curated record. Bases 355 to 2052 code for a protein of 565 amino acids. The transcript has 3 exons.
CCAGUCUGUUGUUUAAUUAUGGGGAUAGCCCAAGCUCUCAGCCGCCGUGGGAUUAAAAUGGAUGGGGUAGGAUGUGCAUGAUAAAAUUACAACAGACGGGCGGCUACAAUCACCACCCUGCAUCGGGGCUGAUCCGUUGAAGCGAAGCGACCAACAAGCCCAGGGUUAUGCCGCAUUAGCAGUCAACAUCUGCAGUUUCUCCAGCCUCGUCCCUCUCCCGGUUUCUUCUCUCUUCCUUGCAUUUGUUCUCCCUGUGUUCACUCUGGAUUUGUCUUGCCUGCACAUUCUCUAUCCUUCCUCUUGCUGAACUGCAUCCCUUUUUCCACUUGGGCCAUCGAAGCGGGAGCUAGGCCCAUGAUGCUAUGCAUCAUUGUAUUACUGUCCGCCUUCAUUGCCCCCUCCCAUGCCUCGACCGGCUGUGAUGCCACGGCUAUUUCCAUCCCUCUCCAGGAUACAAAAGUUCUGGAUGAUGUCGAAGAUUCCUAUAUGAUUGGUCUGCGCACCAAGCUGGGGACUCCGCCUCAGGACAUCCUCAUGCUUCCAUGGCCUGAGCUGAACAACACCUGGGUGUACGACUAUCAGCCCUAUUGUGAUGACACUAUUAUCCGGAACGACCUUAUCUGUCGAGUGAGGAGAGGCGACUACUUUUUCGAAAACUCAUCGUCAACAUACGCCAGAGCGACUACAAUGCAGACUGCCGGCGGCGCCACUCAAGAAACCACCUACUCGGGCGCUGAGACGGGCAUUCCCAGCCUAAUCACCUCGUCCAUCAACGGCGACGAUGUCUUUGAAUUGGGCUCGACAAACCUGACUUCGUUUCCCAUCGGAAUUCCUAGACUCAAUUGGGACCAUGGGUAUACUACUAUCCACGCUCUGGGCCUGGGCAAGAACUCAACCUUUCUCAACGGCCUAUUACAGGCCGGUCAGAUCGCGUCCCUCUCGUGGUCCCUUUUCUGGGGCCGCAUGUGGGUUGAUGACUGGCUUGAUGGAUCGCUUGUGCUCGGAGGCUACGAUUCGAAGCUUAGUGUGGGCGAGAACUACACCCAGUCGCUGGACUACAGCGACAAUGACGGUACUGGUUGCUGGACAGGCAUGAAGGUGACAAUUACAGGAAUUGAAUUGAACUUUAGCAAUGGCAGCAAUCUCAACAUAUAUGAGGAUGCUCUGCCUGUCUGCAUUGUCCCACAACGUCAGUUGCUCAUGGAGGGACCCAAUAGCAUACGUGAAGCCUUUGAGGACGCAACUGGCAUGGUCUACCAAAACGCCUCAUAUGGACUCCAUUGGUCCGCCGGACAAUACCUUGCGGAUAAUGCAUACGAUGGCGAUAUAACCAUAAUCUUGUCAAGCGGCUUGGCCGUCCGCGUCCCGAACAGCCAGUUCCUCCCGCCCUACAUAGAUAUUGCCGACAACGGAAGCCGGGUGUACAACAACUCUAUCAGAGAACUUUUGUACAACGGCGUUGGAAAGCAACCAGCGACGUUGGGCCGGUACUUCUUCACUUCGGCUUAUCUUACAGUGAACCAUGACAGCAACUCAUUCACACUCUCCGCAGCAAAUGCAACGACGGAGAGCGAGCUGGUUCCCAUUGUCUCUGAGUCAAAGGUCAAGUCCAAGUCCUGCAGUGACGGAGCCGCAGACACGGGGCCGACGGUUACUGCAAGUUCAGCAGCAACGGCGCAAGGAUCAAGUAGGCACACGUCCCCGGGAGCGAUAGCCGGGGGCGUAGUGGGCGGAGUUGUCGUUGUGCUCGCUGCCGUUGGGGUUGCUGCUUUCGUGCUGGUGCGUAGGCGACGGAGGCGGGAAAAUUCUCAUGAGUUGCCGGCCGAUUCCGUGUCAGAUCGCGGUCCUUUAGCGCAGUACAAUGCUUUGGCUUCUGUCGAUGUGAACAAGAACCAGGAAAAGUGGACUGAAACGCAUGAGUUGGGAGUCUAUCAUAGGCCACCGGAAUUGUUAGGACGAGAAGUGCUUCAGAGUCAGCAAAGCUUUGGUCCGGUGUACGAGAUGAGCGGCGAUACCCAGACGGUCCAUGAAAUUGGCCAUGCUCGUGAUUGAUUGUCAAAAGGUUGCGC